AUGGCCGAGCUCUCUAAUGAUUCGGAUCCACGGUCCGCCCAUGCAGUGCAACAAAAGAGCGUUUCUCGAGACUAUUCGGGCCCUACCAAUGUUCAUGUGUCGCAAGAUAUGAACACUGGUCGCCCAUUACCGCUCGAGCCAGACUACAAUUCCACCGAGAGUGCCAAUUACCCUAUGCGUGUCAAGCAAAUCGAAACGCCUGGCAAGUCAUUGAGCAGGUAUUCCGAUGCGCACACUGCUUCUUGGGUUGACUCCACAGGCAGUCAAGGACCCGUCACGUCAAGGAAUGCGCCGGAGAACGCCAUCGACUCAUCGGAGACGUCCAGCAACGUCAAGGAGAUGAAUCAAUGGGAAGCUUUCAUCAAGAAACACGAGCGCGUAGUCGGCCUUCGCAUUCGUGCGUGUGAUCUACGACGAAGAUGCGUCCAGGGUCGCAAAGAAAUCCGACGCCUGGAGGGCUACACCAGUCGCGGAUUAUUUGGUCCGAUACCGAGUGGCUCAAACCUCUUCGAUGCAGUCGAAGCGCUCGAGAGGGAUGAGCAGCGGCUGGACGAGCUCGAUCAGAUGAUAAUCUCUGCAGAACAAGAGAUGACCAGAGCAGCGCCUAAAUUGCUAAGGAGAAUGCGAAAAUCUCUACCGUCGAUGAUCGAAAAGCACCAGCUCGACUUCCGUGGCGAGUCCAGCGUCAGCACCGAAGCCGCUUCCAGUGCGCUUGAUGACCCACUAGAUCCUACCGCUGAGGAGAUGGACGACAAGCAAAAGCAGAUGAAUAAGCUAGAGAAUGAAGUCUUGGCCCUGCGCGGUAAACGAGAUCGACUAGCUGAGAUCCUGAGCGACCAGGAGGAAGAGAACCAAGAGGUAUAUCCUGAACAGUGGAAUGAGGAUCUCGCAGAACUACAGGAUCUGAAAGGGCAGAUCGACAACAAGCUAUCGCAACUUGGCGUUCUCAAGACUGAAAUUGAUCACAUGCGCGAUCAAGCCAUGAAUGGUGAUGAUGACUACGACCGCCUGCCUCCGCCGACAGCUCGGCCAAGUGCCAGCCUUGCUCGAAAUCUGGCAUUUAUCUACCACCCACCUGCAGCUGUGGCAAGUACAAAUCCCGAGUCGACGGUUCCUGAGUCGGACUCAUCAAAUACCACGAUCAGAGCGCCUACAGAGGUGAGCAUGAGCGAAGAUCCUCUAUCACGUACACUGCCAAUAUUCGACGAAGAUGAGGUGGACUGGGAUACCGGAGGCACACAACCAACGCGAGCCAAAAGUUCACUGCAUCUUGUUGAAUUUGGACAUCACGACGCUGAUGCUGUGCCAAACCCUCCGAAGGAAACGCCACCGCAAACAUAA
This is a messenger RNA of Cyphellophora attinorum, 1341 nucleotides long. RefSeq lists its product as uncharacterized. The coding region runs from base 1 to 1341 and encodes 446 amino acids. NCBI's taxonomy places the organism in Eukaryota, Fungi, Ascomycota, Eurotiomycetes, Chaetothyriales, Cyphellophoraceae. The transcript has a single exon. The record is from RefSeq and is a predicted model, not a curated record.